AUGUGGCGCGCCAAGUAUGAGUCGGAGGGUCUGGCUCGAGCUGAGGAGAUCGAGGCAGCUCGCCUGAAGCUUGCCGCUCGCCUCGAAGAAGCGGAGUCGCAGAUCGAGCAACUUAACCUCAAGAACUUGCAGCUUGAAAAGUCGAAACAACUUGUUUGCAGCCAGGUUGAUGAAAUGCAAGUCGCAGUUGAUCAUGCUCAGAACUUGGCCAAUGCUGCCGAAAAGAAACAAAGGAACUUCGACAAAGUUGUAGCGGAGUGGAAGCUUAAGGUCGAACAACUUGCAGGUGAACUCGAAGCUUCACAGAAAGAGUGUCGCAAUUACUCUACAGAGCACUUCAGAGUGAAGGCUGCCUAUGAAGAGAAUUUAGAGCAACUUGAUUCCGUGCGCCGUGAGAACAAAAAGCUUGCUGAUGAGAUUAAGGACAUGAUGGAGCAAAUCAGCGAAGGCGGCAGAGGCUUCCAUGAGGUUCAGAAGACUUCGAAACGACUCGAGAUUGAGAAGGAGGAACUUCAGGCUGCCCUUGAGGAAGCCGAGACAGCCCUCGAGCAAGAAGAAAAUAAGGUGCUGCGAGGCCAGCUGGAGCUUAGCCAGGUUAGGCAGGAGAUCGACAAGCGUAUCCAAGAGAAGGAGGAAGAAUUUGAAAACACGCGUAAGAGCUACCAGCGUGCUAUCGACUCUAUGCAAGCUUCUCUUGAGGCUGAAGCUAAGAGCAAGGCUGAGGCACUCCGUAUGAAAAAGAAGCUGGAGUCUGACAUCGGGGAACUUGAAGUUGCGAUCGAUUGCUCCAACAAGGCAAAUGCUGAUAUACAGAAGAGCAUCAAAAAAGCUCAGCUUGACCUUAGAGACUUGCAGGUUCGCAUUGAAGACGAGCAGCGCCUCGCCUCCGAGUACCGCGAACAGCACGCGGCUGCCGAGCGACGCGCCAACGGCAUAAACAGCGAGUUGGAGGAAUCCCGCACUCUGCUCGAGCAAUCGGACCGCGGACGACGCCAGGCGGAGGCCGAGCUCGCCGACGCCAACGACUCGAUCGGGACUCUCUCCGCUCAGCACGGCUCUCUCACGGUGGCCAAGAGGAAGCUGGAGGGGGAGCUGCAGACCCUACACGCUGAUCUAGACGAGAUGCUCAAUGAAGCUAGACACUCCGAGGAGAAGGCCAAGAAGGCCAUGGUUGACGCCGCCCGCCUGGCCGACGAGCUCCGCGCCGAGCAAGAGCACGCCCAGAACCAGGAGAAGAUGCGCAAGGGCUUGGAGCUCUCGAUCAAAGAACUUCAAGCUCGCCUGGAGGAAUGUGAAACAAAUGCGAUGAAGGCUGGGAAGAAGGCUGUCGCCAAGCUGGAAGGCCGCCUCCGUGAGCUGGAGACUCAGCUGGACGACGAGAGUCGCCGUCACGCCGACGCCCAGAAGAACCUGAGGAAGUGCGAGAGGCGCAUCAAGGAACUCACCUUCCAGUCCGACGAGGACAAGAAGAACCACGAGAGGAUGCAGGACCUGGUCGACAAGCUCCAGCAGAAGAUCAAGACCUACAAGCGCCAGAUCGAGGAGGCCGAGGAAAUCGCCGCCCUCAACCUGGCCAAGUUCCGCAAGGCCCAACAGGAGCUGGAGGAAGUUGCCACUCGUGGAUAGGCAGGAUAUGCAUGUGUAAAACUAUUAAAGCUGUAGUGAAAAUCAGGAGAGGUGAUUAUGUCGCCCUUUCUUAGUGCUCCCUACCCCGCUCGCUAAAUCAGCAAAGCCAACGCUUAUCCUGCGUGUGGGUGCUGUCAGCCAUGGACCUGCCGAGAUAGAUAGUGAAGGUAGUUUUAAAGAUGCUGAAGCUGAGUCUAAGGAUGAGAGCUUAUCUCUAAGCGCUUUUCAAAUUUACAUUGGCUUGUGUGAAAAACUGUGUUUAGAAUUAAUAAAGGCAAUAUAAAAUUCAA
Molecule: messenger RNA, 1916 nt
Organism: Penaeus indicus
Lineage: Eukaryota; Metazoa; Arthropoda; Malacostraca; Decapoda; Penaeidae
Product: myosin heavy chain, muscle-like
Exons: 3
Biological process (GO): sarcomere organization; muscle contraction
Cellular component (GO): cytoplasm; myosin II complex; myosin filament
Molecular function (GO): microfilament motor activity; actin filament binding
Source: RefSeq, a predicted model, not a curated record